AUGCAACAAGAGAUUAAACACAUUGUGCAGCUCUUUUCUCUCUCUUUUUUUUUUUUUCUUCAGGGGGUGGAGAGUGGAGCAGGAACCAAGCGUGAGCCGGCUCCUGCUAAAACUUUGCCAUCGCGCUGCUUUUUGGUUCGUCGGGCUGCAGUUUCCAUAGAAGCAACUUAUCCCCGCGAUCAUCUUGUUGGAUGCCAUGGAUCUGCUCCAGCAAGACCUCUUUUCCCUCCCCCCACUAUACUUCUGGAUAACAUUGCUUUUGUAUGGCAGUGUUUGCCUUCAUCUGCACUUCUGCACAUUCCUCAUCUGUUGCUGUUGUAUUCCCGAGCUUGGAGGCUUGCAAGGGUUUCUCAUCUCUGUAGCAGGACCAGUGCCCCCAAGGCAUUUCUGUGUAAACUCCACCUGCAAAGGGCUAUUGCUGAGCUGAUGCUACUUGAAGAAUGUUGCCAUGAAAUCCAUUUGAAAGCAACAGCUCUCUGGCACAAAAUCCUGUCCAGCUACAGCUCUCCAAAUCCUUCAGCUCACACCAUUACCUGCUGUAAAUGCUGGUUUGGGGCUGACUGCCUGCUUGUAGAGGAGCAGCAUACUGCCUUAAUGGUUCCGGCAGGGUGCUGGAGGGGAAUCGUGUGCCGUAUCUUCCUGGUUUCCAAUCCAAGGUGCCAAAGUCUACUGGGGCACAGAGUUGACUAGCAUAAAAUGAUUCAUGCAGACCAGAAGUGGAAUGCACAUUGAUCAGAAGUUGAAUAUGUGCUGACAAACCACCUCAAAAAAAAAAAAACACAGAAAAUAUUGAACCAUGGCCAUUAAAGUUGAGGUCCGUACACCUAUGGACUGAAGGAAACUUUCAAGAUAGUUUCAAGAUAGUUGUAAGUUGUAACAGUCUCCUUUCAGCAAUUAUUUAUACUGAUGGACUUAGCAUUUUGUUGUUAAACAUUUUGUCAUCCUGGGAUAUUCCUAAAAACAUAUUCUAAUAA
This is a messenger RNA of Lagopus leucura (white-tailed ptarmigan), 974 nucleotides long. RefSeq lists its product as uncharacterized. Bases 1 to 690 code for a protein of 229 amino acids. The record is from RefSeq and is a predicted model, not a curated record. NCBI's taxonomy places the organism in Eukaryota, Metazoa, Chordata, Aves, Galliformes, Phasianidae. The transcript has 7 exons.